Messenger RNA from Notechis scutatus (mainland tiger snake), 942 nucleotides. The record is from RefSeq and is a predicted model, not a curated record. Lineage: Eukaryota; Metazoa; Chordata; Lepidosauria; Squamata; Elapidae.
AACCUCCAAAACCAGUAGAGAAAUACAUUUGGCUCUUCUUGCCAGGGUCACUUGUGUGCUGUAAAGAAGCUGACAGAACAAGGAGGAGGGCAACAGCCGAAAGAAGUAACCAUGGUAUGCCGUGUAGCAAUUAUUGGAGCAGGAGUGAGUGGCCUCGCAUCCAUCAAAUGCUGCCUGGAUGAGGGACUCGAACCAACAUGCUUUGAGAGGAGUGAGAACAUUGGCGGAUUGUGGAGCUUCAUGGAGUCACCAGAGGAAGGCAGAGCCAGCAUUUACAGAUCUGUGUUUACCAACUCAUGCAAAGAAAUGAUGUGCUACAUGGACUUCCCUUUCCCAGAGAAUUUUCCUAACUAUAUGCACAACUCCAAACUUCAAGAAUAUAUUGAACUAUAUGCCAAGCAUUUUGAUCUUCUUAAAUACAUACAGUUUAAGACACGUGUGACCAAUAUUAAGAAACACUCAGAUUUCCAUAUCUCUGGCCAAUGGAAUGUUGAGACACAGAAGGAUGGCAAGCUGGAAUCACUUACUUUUGAUGCUGUCAUGGUUUGCUCGGGACAUCAUGUGUAUCCAAGUAUCCCAGUUGAUAGCUUUCCUGGAUUAGAGAAAUUUCAGGGUGCCUUCUUCCACAGCCGGGAAUACAAAGGCCCUGAAAAGUUCAGGGGGAAGAAAGUUCUGGUAAUUGGCCUAGGCAAUUCUGGGAGCGACAUUGCUGUUGAGCUCAGUCACACAGCCUCUCAGGUUUGCAUCAGCUCUAGAAGUGGAUCCUGGAUAAUGAGUCGUGUCUGGGACAAAGGAUACCCUUGGGACAUGCUGCUUGUAACUCGCUUUGAAUCAUUCCUCAAAGACGCCCUCCCAAGAGCCAUUUCUGACUGGCUGUAUGUGAGGAAAAUGAACAGAUGGUUUAAACAUGAAAACUAUGGCCUGAUACCUGUGAAUAGGUAA